UGCGCGAUUGCGGCGGGGGUGAGGGGAAGUGAGGUGCGCGGGCCGAGCGCCGCUUGGGGACGCACGGAAGGGUUUAGGGGCCAUCUGGAUGGAGGCUGAGGGCGUCGCGCGCAGGUGGGGUAACCGGAUUUGAUGUCCACCAUGUUCAACCAGCAGCAGCAGCUCCAGCAGCUCCAGCAGCAGCAGCUGCAGCAGCAGCAGCUGCUCCAGCUCCAGCAGCUGCUCCAGCAGUCCCCACCGCAGCCCCCCCUGCCCAUGGCCGUCAGCAGGGGGCUGCCCCAACAGCAGCCACAGCAGCAGCUCCUGAACCUCCAAGGCGCCAGCCCCGCCUCCCUCCUCAACGGCUCUGUGCUACAGAGAGCUUUGCUUCUGCAGCAGUUGCAAGGACUGGACCAGUUUGCAAUGCCACCAGCCACGUCUGACAGUGUCGGUCUCACCAUGCCCACGGCAACCUUGGGUAACCUCCGGGGCUACAACCUGCCAACCCCGAACCUGACAGGCCCCAGCCUCACGGUCCCCCAGCUGGCCACCCCAAAUCUACAGCAGUUCUUUCCCCAGGCCACUCGGCAGUCCUUGCUGGGGGCCCCUCCUGUUGGGGUCCCCAUAAACCCCUCCCAGAUCAACCUUUCAGGGCGGACUCCCCAGAAACAGGCCCGCACCCCCUCCUCCACCACCCCCAAUCGCAAGGAUUCUUCUUCUCAGACGGUGCCCGUGGAAGACAAGUCAGACCCCCCAGAGGGGUCUGAGGAAGUUGUCGAGUCCCGAACAGAUACACCAGAAGACCAAGAUUCCCCACCCUGCCCAGAUGGCAUCGCUAAAGAGAAACGCACUGUAGCACCUGAGCCCGAGUCUUGUGAGGCAUCGGAGCCACCGGCUAAGAGGUCAAAGAGCUCGGAGUUGCCCACAGAGAAGGGGGCCCCCGGGCAACUGCAGGCGAAAGUCCAGCCUCAGGCCCGGACCACGGCCCCGAAGCAGACCCAGACGCCUGAGCUGCUGCCUGAGCCGCCGGAAGCCCGAGUGCUGCCACGAUUCCAGCCGCGGGUUCUGCAGAUCCAGGCCCAAGUGCAGCCGCAGACGCAGACGCAGCUGCAGCCGCAGCCGCAGCCGCAGCCGCCGCCACCCCUGCCUCCAGGGGACACCCAGGCACGGCCCAAACUGCAGAAACAGGCACAGACGCAGACCUCUCCAGACCACUUGGUGCCGCAGCAGGUGCAGAAGGAGGCAGAGCCACAGAAACAGGUGCAGCGCCAGGCACAUGCCCAGCCCCCUGGGCAGGUGCAGCCGCAGCAGCUGGCACAGACGCAGACAUAUCCUCAGGUCCAGCCACCAGAGCAGCCACCAGGACAGCCUCCCGUGCAGCCCCCUGACCGGACUGAGGGGCAGCCUCAGACCUGGCCGCAGGUGUCCAUGCCAGCAUCGGAGCAAGCACCAGUUCCGGUGCGUUCCACGGUGCCGGAGACACCACCAGAUCUGAGAGAUGCCGGAGCAGGCCUGAAGGAGGCCUCGCCAGAGCCAGGAGGCUCCCAGGUCAGCGUGGAGAGCCAGGAGGAGUUGACCAGCGGUCUGGAUGUGGGAGAAUGUGAAAAAAGGGCAAGAGAGAUGCUAGGGGUGUGGGGUGCCGGGGGCUCCCUGAAGGUCACCAUCCUGCAGAGCAGUGACAGCCGGGCCUUCAGCACAGUCCCCCUCACACCCGUGCCCCGCGCGGGUGACUCUACCUCCGCCACCCCUGCCUCCGCCAGCACACCCUCGAAGCAGACCCUCCAGUUCUUCUGCUACCUUUGCAAGGCCAGCUGCAGCAGCCAGCAGGCCCAUCCUUCGCUCUGCUGGCUACAGGAGUUCCAGGACCACAUGGCGGGGGCCCAGCACCAGCAGCGUCUGGGGGAGAUCCAGCACAUGAGCCAAGCCUGCCUCCUGUCCCUGCUGCCCGUGCCCCGGGAUGUCCUGGAGAGAGAGGACGAAGAGCCCCCGCCGAGGCGUUGGUGUAACACCUGCCAGGUCUACUACAUGGGGGACCUGAUCCAGCACCGCAGGACUCAGGACCACAAGAUUGCCAAGCAAUCCCUGCGACCUUUCUGCACUGUUUGCAACCGCUAUUUCAAGACCCCCCGCAAGUUUGUGGAGCACGUGAAGUCCCAGGGGCAUAAGGACAAAGCCAAGGAGCUGAAGAUGCUUGAGAAGGAGAUCGCCGGUCAAGAUGAGGACCACUUCAUCACGGUGGACGCUGUGGGCUGCUUUGAGGGCGAUGAAGAAGAGGAGGAGGAGGAGGAGGAUGAAGAAGAAGAGAUCGAGGUUGAGGAAGAAUUCUGCAAGCAGGUGAGGUCCAGAGAUAUAUCCAUAGAGGAGUGGAAAGGCUCAGAGACCUAUAGCCCCAGUACUGCAUACGGUGUGGACUUCCUGGUGCCCGUGAUGGGGUACAUUUGCCGCAUCUGCCACAAGUUCUACCACAGCAACUCGGGGGCACAGCUCUCCCACUGCAAGUCCUUGGCCCACUUCGAGAACCUGCAGAAAUACAAGAAAGCCAAGAACCCCAGGCCUACCAGCAGGCCCGUGAGCCAUCAGUGUAUGAUCAGUGCCUGGAAUGCCUCCACUGACCUGUUCACCGCUAGUGGCCAGUGGGGUCCUCACCCCAGGAUACAGAGGAGAGGCACAGUGAUGUUGGAGACCCAUUUAAUGUGGAUGCUCAAGGCCUGGGCAAAGUGGGGAGUGUCCUGGAAUUGGGCAGGCUGGCAAGGUGGGUGGGUCGCAGGCCCACACCUGACCCCAGGAGGGGACGUCAGGAGUUGGGGGCUGGCCCAGGCAUGCCAAAGGAAGUACCAGAAGGGUGGCCUAGGCAGGCAGACCUACUAGAGGGACCUGCAGACCCGCCCUUAAGAAGGUAUCUAAGCCAGGUGGUGAGUGCCCAGGCCACAGCCUAGCCCAGGAAGACAGGGUUGGGGCUGGUUGGAGGCUCCCAGAGCCUAGGGACUGGCAUCGCUAGGAGCCUCCCCGAGCUGCUGCUGGAACUCAAGGCGUGUCUGCCGGUUGGACUCAAGCAGCUCCUGGAGGCGGGCGUGGAGGUGGUCGUUCUUCUCCUCCAAAUGGUCCAAACAGGAGUUGAUCUGGUCCAACAUGGAGUUGAUGGCAGCAUAUUCUGGGAGCAAGGCAAAAGAGAGCCAAGGUUCUGUGUCUCCUCGGGGCUCACAAACAUCCCCACCCACACUGUGUCCCAACCUGGGGGACAAAAGGGCUUUGGGCAAGUCCCUAUUCCUUCCUGAGCCUCGGUGUCACCAUCAGGAAAAUGGGUGGAUGCCAAAAGUGAAAGGCUUUGGGGACAUAAUACCUUAGUGCACCAUCCUUUUUUCUAUGGUUAGGGUGGUCGGGGGGAGGUCUGCCAGACAUUGUCCUGCCAAUGCCAGUUUUCUCUCCACUUCCUACAUCAGCUGCCUGGAGGUCAGGGCCCACCUUCCCGAGUCGGGCAAUCAAAGCCCCAGUCCCCAGGCAGGCUCUACUCUCCAGCCCUUCUGAGGCUCCCUCUGCCCUGAGGGAAAAGAACCUCCCAAGCCCCAAGGCCCCUCCCCCUCCCUAGCCCCGUCUCCCAUACCCUUUCCUUUCCUCACCCUUUCCUCACCCGCUUUUGCCCACCUCGGGGCCCCUAAAACAUGCUGCUGUUGCCUCUGCCUGCAGGGCGUCCUUCUCCUGUCUUGCUUCCCUCCCCCUCUCCUCCUUCAAGUCUUAGCAUGGGUGUUGCCACAGAGAGACCUCCCAAUGCCCCAGACGGGAUCAAGCCUCUAUGUCUGAACUCCUUGCCCUCCACAUGCCUCCACUGCCCUCCUUCACCUCUGGCCUGACUGCUACGUGUGCUGCUGUGUCUCCCCGACCAGACUGCAGAACUCUUGAGAGGGGGAAUGCUCUUGUGUUCACUGCUGUUCCCCUGACGCCCUCAUUGCCACACUAUAAGCACUUGUUGAAUGAAUGAAUGCAUGAAUGAAUGAAGCCUCUGACUUUCUA
This is a messenger RNA of Leopardus geoffroyi (Geoffroy's cat), 3987 nucleotides long. RefSeq names its product CDKN1A interacting zinc finger protein 1 (gene CIZ1). The transcript is spliced from 17 exons. The coding region runs from base 133 to 2847 and encodes 904 amino acids. Gene Ontology annotation, molecular function: zinc ion binding; nucleic acid binding. Lineage: Eukaryota; Metazoa; Chordata; Mammalia; Carnivora; Felidae. The record is from RefSeq and is a predicted model, not a curated record. Gene Ontology annotation, cellular component: nucleus.